ACCACGUACGCAUCCUUGCUCUCUCGGCGCCUCCAGCACCCAAACGACGACUUGAACCCCGCCGAGCGUGCCCUGGCGGACAAUUUCCCUGGAGCACGCAAGAAGAUCGAACAAAUAUAGCGCCGUUCUCCAAUAGCCUCAUCCAUAAAUACCAUUAUUCGGGAACCAGACAGGAAACAUGGCGGAUCGCGAGCAGAGAGACUACGAUGAGACCGAAGGGUCUCUAGACCCGGAGAUGCUCUAUACGAAGGAAUACUGCAUUGGCGGAGGCAGCUUUGGCAAGGUCUACAAAGGCGUGGACAAACGCACGGGUCAGUCGGUGGCCAUCAAGAUUAUCGACAUUGAGAGCGCCGAGGACGAGGUGGAGGACAUCAUCCAGGAGAUCGCCAUCCUGUCGGAACUGCAGUCGCCGUAUGUGACCAAGUACUACGGCUCGUACGCCAAGGGGGCCGAGCUGUGGAUCGUCAUGGAGUUCUGCUCGGGAGGCAGCUGCGCGGACCUCAUGAAGCCGGGCCUGAUCGGGGAGGACUACAUCGCCAUCAUCGUGCGCGAGCUUCUUCUAGGCUUGGACUACCUGCACUCGGACAAGAAGUUGCACCGGGAUAUCAAGGCGGCGAAUGUGCUUCUCUCUGCCAACGGCCAAGUCAAGUUGGCCGACUUUGGUGUGUCUGGCCAACUGUCGGCGACCAUGACCAAGAAGAACACGUUCGUGGGAACGCCGUUUUGGAUGGCACCCGAGGUGAUCAAGCAGAGCGGCUACGACCACAAGGCCGACAUCUGGUCGCUGGGCAUCACGGCCCUGGAGCUGGCCAACGGCGAGCCUCCGUACGCCGACAUCCACCCGAUGAAGGUGCUUUUCCUGAUUCCCAAGAAUGCGGCCCCGCGGCUGGAGGGGAAUUUCUCCAAGGCAUUCAAGGAGUUUGUCGAGCUCUGCUUGCAGCGCGACCCCAAGGAGCGGCCGUCGGCAAGGGAGCUGCUCAAGCACCCGUUCGUCCGGCGGGCGAAGAAGACGAGCUACCUCACCGAGCUGAUCGAGCGAUACAACCGGUGGGCCGCCACUCACAAGCAGGACGACGACGACAGCUUCGAGGCCGAUGACGCCGACCAGGCCGAGAACCGGCAACCGGUCGAUGAGGAUAUGUGGGAUUUCGGGACUGUGCGUCUGGUGGGAGAGCGAGGGAACGUGGUCCACAGGCCGGGCCUGCUAAAUCCCAUGGGAGAGUCGGCGACGAAUGCGAGGUCCUCCAGGACGCUGGAGCCUUGGGACAGCUGCGACGAGCCGAGACGAGAAGGCAGUCCAACGAAGUUUUUGGCCGAGACCAGAGACACGCUUAAGGGCGCCAGCGGGACGGGUACAUCACGGCAGCUGUCACCGCAAAGGAAGCCCGUGCCAAACCCUUCGUCGCCGAGCAAGGUCCCGCUGCCGCCGUCGCCUCAGAAACCCCUACCGAGCCCCGAGACACCUCGUGCGUCUUUCGCAUCAAAGCCCGCGCCGCCAGUCCCGGCAAGCAAUUCGCCUGACUACGACCAUGUGCUGCAACAGCAGCUGCAGCGCGAGAUGGCCGUGAUGAAUCUCGGGUCGGCCAUACAGCCGCAGAGUCCCUCAUUACAGUCCACGGCGUCCUCCUCCAGGAUGGCCCCAAUGACGAUACCCGAGAUCCCCCCUUUCCGCGGAGGCCAACAACAUCAACUCCAGCCGCCGCCGGGGUUUCAAAGCAAGAUGAAUGUCCAGUCCCCGUUCCACCAACCCUAUGCACCAUCACAACAACAACAACACUUCCAACAACAUCUAUAUCAACAACAAGCAAUGAUGCCAUCCCCACUAAACGUACCACACAAACCGUCCUAUUCAAGCCAGCACUUCCAACCCUUCAUCUCCAAAGAACUGCCCCGGCAUGCGAGCAGCUCGGACUCCUCCUUCUCCUCCUCCUCCUCCUCCUCCUCCACCACGUUCCACCACAACCCGCUCUCCUUCCUCACCGCAACCACCCCGGGGACCAACAACAACAACAACAUCAUCAUCAACAACAACAACAACAGCCACCCAGACGGCGGCAGCAGCAGCAGCAGCGGCGAGCUCGACGCCCUCAACGACGUCAUUUUCCCAGCGCUCGAAGAGACCCUCAAGCGCCGCCAGAUCCACCUGCAGCAGCUCUAUUACAGCGGCGGGGGCCCCGCGGCGCCGCCCGUCGUCACGCCCAAGCAGCAGCGCGCCGAGGCGGCGCACGAGAAGAUCAGGAAGUUGGUGUACAAGCUGGCGCAUGUGUGCAAGGAGAUUGAUCAUUACGACAAGCAGGAGCCGGUUGGGGGGAUGGGGAAGGAGGUUGGGACUUUUCUGGAGGGGCUGUUGGAGGAGAUUCUGGUGAGGGUUGAGCCGCUUGAUGAGGAUGGAGGGGAACAUGCUGUUUCUCAUCAUCAUGGUGGCGGUGCUGGUGGUGGUGGUGGAGUUUGAGGAGAGGAUGGGAUGGUGGUUGUGACGGGAAUUGGGUGUUUGAUGCUUAAAUGGGGGAACUGAUGGGCUUUGGAAGUACCUUAUGGUCUUGUUCUUGUACUCUCUAGAUCUGGGAGUGCCGUGUCCCCGGUGUGCAUGCAAAUGGCAAGGUCUAUCCAGCCUUGGCUUACGCG
Messenger RNA from Chaetomium strumarium, 2625 nucleotides. Its product is annotated as kinase-like domain-containing protein. Gene Ontology annotation, molecular function: protein serine/threonine kinase activity; ATP binding. NCBI's taxonomy places the organism in Eukaryota, Fungi, Ascomycota, Sordariomycetes, Sordariales, Chaetomiaceae. Bases 179 to 2452 code for a protein of 757 amino acids. Gene Ontology annotation, cellular component: cytoplasm. Gene Ontology annotation, biological process: protein phosphorylation. The record is from RefSeq and is a predicted model, not a curated record. The transcript is spliced from 4 exons.